Phytophthora sojae is the source of this 621-nucleotide messenger RNA. RefSeq lists its product as hypothetical. The record is from RefSeq and is a predicted model, not a curated record. The transcript has 2 exons. The coding region runs from base 1 to 621 and encodes 206 amino acids. Lineage: Eukaryota; Oomycota; Peronosporomycetes; Peronosporales; Peronosporaceae.
AUGAAUUCGCAAAUGAGAGGAAUGAUAUUCACAGAUCCAGGUUUCCACUCCGUGAUGGCGCACUCCUUCUCAAACUCCUCCAAGUCAGCUAACGCAGCCGUCACUAGUUCAAAGAUCGGCAUUGUCGCUCUAUCGCAGAAAAAAUCGGAAAUGAAGCUGGGGAGUUGCCACUUUUUGACUUGCCUCGAGUUCUUACAUCAAGUCAAUCAAUCAAAGCGAUCAAUCUCCUCCUCCGCCCCCACCGUCGCCCCCACCACCGCCAUCACCACCGCAAUCGCCGCCUCCAUCACCGCCGCCGUCGCCUCCACCGUCCCAACCUCCCCCAUCGUCCCCACCACCAUGGUGGCCUCCAUCGUCGUGUCCGUCAUGUCCGUGGUGCCCAUGAUGCCCAUGAUGCCCAUGAUGCCCAUGAUGCCCUCCUUCAUCACCCCCAGCGCCGCCGAAGUCGGCGUACGUGGCGUAGUCGCUACUCACUGCCGCGCCAUCCCCGCUGUUGUCCGUCCGCUUGGCACCGCGAGCGUUGUUCACCUUUCCGCGGGUUCUGUCCUGCUUCCCUCCUCCUCCUCCUCCAUCCCCUCCACCGCUGGUGGGUUUGGCGUUGCAGAUGCCCAUGCAACUUGA